Magnolia sinica is the source of this 2605-nucleotide messenger RNA. Its product is annotated as G-type lectin S-receptor-like serine/threonine-protein kinase LECRK1. The record is from RefSeq and is a predicted model, not a curated record. Bases 115 to 2430 code for a protein of 771 amino acids. The transcript has a single exon. Gene Ontology annotation, biological process: recognition of pollen; protein phosphorylation. Lineage: Eukaryota; Viridiplantae; Streptophyta; Magnoliopsida; Magnoliales; Magnoliaceae. Gene Ontology annotation, molecular function: protein serine/threonine kinase activity; ATP binding.
UUUUUGGCUCUGGUUCCAUGUUCUCUUCUUUAUAAAUAGCAAGACCAGUGAUACUUCCCUUCCAUUCCUUUUUUUUUUUCUUCCAUUGAACUUCUUGCACUACUGCUGCGAUCAAUGGCUAUUAUUAUACUCCUUUGCUUCCUACUCCAACUACUUUCUUCUUCUUUCCAUUUCUCUGUUGCUCAAACUCAAGCAGCAAACAUAACCUUGGGCUCCAUCCUCUCUGCUGGAAACACUUCCUCAUGGCUCUCUCCUUCUGGUGACUUCGCAUUUGGGUUCUAUCCUGUUGGCGGAGGCCUCUUCCUCGUAGGGAUUUGGUUUGAAAAAAUCCAAAUCCCCACGAAAACUCUUGUUUGGUCAGCAAACAGAGACAGACCAGUAAGCGAAGGGUCGACCCUUGAGCUAACCCGUAGCGGUUGGCUUGUUGUCCAAGGUCCGCAAGGCAGUGGUAGCUUCUAUAUCCACAACGGGACUGCUGCGAGUUCAGCAUCCAUGCAAAACGACGGCAAUUUUGUACUAAGGGACUCAAGUUCUAAGGUCAUAUGGCAAAGCUUUGAUUCCCCAACUGACACCCUACUACCAGGUCAAGUUCUAAACGAGAACCAAACGCUUUUCUCUAGCGCCGACGACUACUCGACGGGAAGAUAUAUGUUGAAGAUGCAAGAUGACGGCAAUCUCGUUAUGUCUGCACCCGGAUUCACUGAUCAAGGUUACUGGUGGACCACCGAAGGCGACAACUUGAACCGAAACCAGAUUCUCAUUUUUAAUGAGAGCAGCGCACUCAUGUACCUUGCCAUCAAUAACACAGACAUCAUCCACAACGUGACAGGUGGAAAACAUCCACCUGCACCCGUUGGAGAUUACUACCAUAGGGCGAUGAUCGAUGACAUGGGCAAUUUCAAGCAAUAUGCUUGUUCAAAAGUGAACGGGACAUGGUCAAUAGUAUGGAGUGCGCUCGAUAAUCCUUGCUAUCCAAAUGCUCUUUGUGGGGCAUAUGGCUACUGCGUUUUGGAUGGCAAUGAACCGAGAUGCCGAUGCCUCCAAGGUUACUCUCCAUUGGAUUUGAACAAUCGGUGGAAAGGAUGCUACGCCGACAUUCCGCUGCGGCAGAGUUGUGAAGCGGAUACAUCUGCGGUAUAUGAGAUGGAAGAUGCUGAUUUCCCUAAUCAUGGGUAUGCAGAUCUUUCCCAAAUAACAAACUCGGACAAAGAGAGCUGCAGAAAGGCUGUCAUGGAGGACUGUUCUUGCAUUGCUGCAGUCCUGGAAAAUGGGCGAUGUAGGAAGAAGAGAGCGCCUCUGCUGAAUGGUAGAGAGGGAUCUAAAUUUACGGGACGAAUCGCUUUCAUAAAGGUGGCAACCAGCAAUAAAGGAACCAAGAAGAGCCGUUAUUCUCAGGCACUUGUGGCUGGGCUUGUACCAAGCAGUAUCCUGGCUGUCUUGUUUGUAGUGCUUGCCCUCUACUGUUAUGUUGCUCGCAGUUCCAAGCAAAGGGAACCCACUUCCAGUGAAAUAAACCUGCGGGCAUAUACGUACAAGGAGUUGAAAGAAGCGACAGAUGGGUUCACAAGAAAGCUCGGCCGUGGGGCUUUUGGAACCGUUUACAGUGGUAUCCUACGGUCAGAGGGCGAACAGAUAGAGGUAGCCGUGAAGCAGCUAGAGAAGGUGAUAGAAGAGGGCGAGAAAGAGUUCAAGACCGAGCUGAGGGUAAUCGGUCGGACCCAUCACAAGAAUCUGGUCCGACUGCUGGGGUUCUGCGAUGAGAAUAGUCACAGACUUUUGGUUUAUGAGUUGAUGAAGGGCGGCUCUCUAUCUGACUUCCUUUUCGGUAGGAACGAUAAGCCAAGCUGGGGUCAAAGGGCCGAAAUAGCUCUUGGGAUCACUAGAGGCCUGUCAUACUUGCACGAGGAGUGUGAGACCCAGAUCAUCCACUGCGAUAUAAAACCACAAAACGUGCUGCUCGACACAAAUUGCACGGCCAAGAUUGCAGACUUCGGCUUGGCAAAACUUCUGAUGAAAGAUCAAACUCGGACCAGCACCAAUGUCAGAGGGACAAGAGGGUACAUGGCACCUGAGUGGCUCAAGAAUUUGCCCGUAACGAUGAAGGUGGAUGUUUAUAGCUUUGGUGUCAUGUUGCUCGAGAUCAUUUGUUGCAGGAGGCACAUCGAUCUGGACAGGGUCGAAAAAGAGUCUGAGGAUGCAGAUUUAUAUAUAACAGACUUGGUCCUAAGCUGUAUGAAGGCUGGAGAACUGCGGAGGUUGGUGGAGCAGGAGGAAGAGGUCUUGAGCGACUUCAAAAGGUUUGAAAGGAUGGCCAUGGUGGGAUUGUGGUGUGUGCACCCAGACCCAGGUCUUAGACCAUCCAUGAAGAGGGUGAGACAAAUGUUAGAAGGGACAUUCGAUGUAGGCGUCCCACCUCUGGUCACUGCAUAAGCAUUUUAUGAUAUGAUCUAAUGUGUUUGUUACUUUCUCGUGUGCACCUGCAUCACAUAGUUGCAGUUACAAUGUUGCCUGAUUUCAUGUUAGGCUAGUUUUCUAUGUUAUUUAUGUUUCAAGCUAGCAGAAAUGUAAGAACAUGUCAAAUGCAAAUGAAUAAGGAAUUGAGAUC